Molecule: messenger RNA, 1419 nt
Organism: Beta vulgaris subsp. vulgaris (sugar beet)
Lineage: Eukaryota; Viridiplantae; Streptophyta; Magnoliopsida; Caryophyllales; Amaranthaceae
Product: GDSL esterase/lipase At5g08460
Exons: 4
Coding region: 150-1229 (359 amino acids)
Molecular function (GO): hydrolase activity, acting on ester bonds
Source: RefSeq, a predicted model, not a curated record
AAAGCAAACAAUUAUAAAAAUCCAAACAUAAGCUUGAAGAAACACUGAUUCCAAAGACACAUUCCUCACAAUUUGCCUGCUCUUUCCUCCUAUAUAAUAUAACUCCUCCAUUAAAGAUAUAAAUCCCUACAAAAAAAACCCAUGAUAUAAUGAGUUUACGCAAUUGCUUAUAUAUUAUCUUCCUUUGUUUCAUAUCAUUUGCUUGUCUUUGCAAUGCUAAAAAGCCCAAAAAUGGAGGUGGGUUUAAAGGGAUGUUCAUCUUUGGUACCUCAAUAUUCGAUAAUGGAAACAACAACAAUAUUAUUGGUACCUUAGCCAAGGCUAACUAUCCACCAUAUGGUGUUGAUUUUGCUGCGGGUGUAACGGGUAGAUUCUCAAAUGGGAAGAAUGUAGCUGAUGUUAUCGGUGACUAUCUUAAACUUCCAUUAAUUCCAGCUUUUGCUGAUCCUCAAACCAAAGGAGAUGCAAUCCUUCAUGGGGUCAACUUUGCUUCUGGUGGUUCUGGCAUCCUUGAUGAAACUGGUUUAGUUGUGGGGAGAGUGAUCCCCUUAAAUGAGCAAAUCAGAAACUUCGAAGGGGUAACCUUGCCAGAAUUAGAGCGCCAGCUAAGAUGUCAAAGAACAGAGAUACUCGUUGACUAUUUGUUUCUGAUUGGUGCUGGAAAUAAUGACUACCUAUUAAAUUACUUCUUACUUGGACCAAUGGGUCAGUCUCCUCAAGCCUUUGCUCAAAGACUCAUCUCUACUUAUUCUGAUCAACUCAAGAAAUUAUACAACUUGGGAGCAAGGAAUUUCCUACUGCUAUCAGUGUAUCCCUUAGGAUGCAGCCCUGUUGUGAGCAGAGGCCAAGGAUGCUUACCAGGGCCAAAUGCUGUGGUUUCCAUAUUUUAUGAUCAAUUGAUAUCAAUGGUCAAUCAGAUCAAAUCACAAAUGCCAGGUUCAGAAAUUCUUGUUCUCAAUUCUGUUAAAAUCAUGACAGACAUUAUAAACAACCCCGGUUUAGCAGGUUUGAGCAAUGUGAGUAACCCUUGUUGUGAAGUUUCAUCAAAUGGGUUGUCAUGCAUACCAAACGGCAACAUAUGUGCCAACAGGAAUAACUAUGCCUAUUUUGAUGGCCAACACAUCACAGAGUCUUUUAGCACGAUCAUAGCAACAAAGGCUUAUACAUCUUCCGACCCUUCGGAAGUUUAUCCAUUUAAUCUUUGUGAACUUGUUCAUGCUCACCUCUAAAGUUGUAAUAAUCUAGGGAUUUUAUUUGCUUUACGUUCCUUGCAUAGUGCAUUGCCAUGGAUGUCCUUUGGCUUAAAGAUAUUCCCAUGCUUCAAGUUAAUGAAGUAUUUAAGUAUUGUACUAUAUCAAUAUGUACUAGAUAAUGCAUGAAUUUGGAUGGUGACAAUUCAAUAAAAAAGUUCUUCGAGAA